GCUCUCAGCUUUAAUUUUUCUUGUCCCAUCAGUCAAGCAAGGUUUAAAUUUCCUGUGAUCAAAUUAUCAUUAAAAUGCUAUAAAUUUAGUGAAAUUCUUGUGAAAAUAAUGAAAAUAUAGAAACAAGAAAAAUAAACACAAAAAUGUCUACUGUAAAAGCAGCUCCUCCAAAGGAACAAGCAAAAACACCUCCACCACCACAGCUAUUACCAAAAAUUAUAAAUGGCGGCAUCGCGGGCAUCAUCGGCGUGUCCGUAGUGUUCCCCAUCGACUUGGUGAAGACGCGACUGCAGAACCAGGUCAUUGGCCCUAAUGGCGAGAGACAGUACAAAAACAUGUUGGAUUGUUUUAAGAAGACAUACGCCCAAGAGGGAUACUUCGGCAUGUACCGCGGUUCGGCGGUCAACAUCAUACUCGUCACGCCCGAGAAAGCCAUCAAGCUGGCUUGCAACGAUAUGUUCCGCUACUACCUCACUUUGCCUGAUGGGACCCUGCCGAUUUUCCGGCAGAUGAUCGCGGGCGGUGGGGCGGGCGCGUGCCAGAUCGUCGUCACCACGCCCAUGGAGCUACUGAAGAUCCAGAUGCAGGACGCGGGCCGCCUGGCUGCGCAAGCGAAAAAAGAGGGCAAGAAGUUCGAGCGUCAGUCGGCGAUGCAGUUGAUCAGAAAGCUGCUGGCGGAGCGCGGCAUCAUGGGGCUGUACAAGGGGCUCGGCGCCACCGCCGCCCGCGACGUGUCCUUCAGCAUCAUGUACUUCCCCAGCUUCGCCAUCCUCAACGACAUGGGGCCGAGGCAGCCCGGCGCCAGCGGCCCGCCCUUCUGGUGGUCGUUUAUUUCGGGGUGCGUCGGGGGCUCGUUGGCCGCGUUAGGCGUCAACCCCCUCGACGUGGUGAAGACGCGCAUGCAGACGCUCACCAAGGGCGCGGGCGAGCGCCAGUACACCGGCAUCGUCGACUGCAUCACGUCGACGCUGAGGAACGAGGGCAUCACGGCGUUCUUCAAGGGCGGCGCCUGCCGUAUGAUGGUGAUCGCGCCGCUCUUCGGCAUCGCGCAGGCCAUCUACUACAUCGGCAUCGCAGAGUCUCUGUUCGGCUACCCGAGAUAAACCAACUGAUAUCGAUAUCACUUCUUGUUGAUCCUUUACCAAAUAUUGCGCGCGAAUCGAUGGAAACAAAUUUAAUUGCAGAUUAGAUUACUAGUUCUCUUCGGGGAGUAAAUGGGCUUUCAUUGAACCAGUGAGCCGGUCGACACUUUCCGACAGUCGACACUGGCGUCACUUAUCAAGGUGUAAUAAAAUCAUACAAAAUAAUAGAACAUAAGUAUUUCAAUAUUAAAUUAACAGCGGAAGUCACAAAACUUAUUAAAAGCAGAACAAAUAUUGUUCAGAAACUUUAUACACUUAUUAUUGUUAUUAAAAAUCAAUUGUUUACGUUUUAAGCCCUUCUGUUACGCUUAUAGUUCAAUUGUUUUAAAUUUAAGUACUUUAAGUUACUUUAGUCAAGAGCAAUUAAAGUGAUAUUACUUUAUAUAUUGUUACCGUAAUGUUAUUAUCACUCUGCUGAAGUAAGGGCUCGCUGAAUAAUUAAAUUCAAUGAAAUGUAUAUUUUUAGAUUCACACACUACGAGUGAAUUCUUAGAUAACAUGUUACGCAAAAUUGAAAAUCCGUAUAAAAGACACAGUUUUCUGUAACUAGAGAAAACAAAACGAUGGACGUGGGUUCUUCAUUUCAACAACUUCAUUUCUGGCUGUGUAUAUUGUAUUGUUAUUUUAAUUAAAUUUAUAUAAUUUUUAUUGCUUCUUUUACAUAAUAAUUAUAAUAUAUAUUUAUAGCCAAGGAUGUGAAAUAUUAUGAAGUAAAAUGAUAUGAUAGUGUUUGGUUCUGUCUAACAGAACGUUCUCCUAAAGACAUCGGUCGUCCAUUAUUAAAUUUAGUCGCUUGUUCGUAUCUGUUUAAGGAUGUCGGUAUGUUUUAUCAGUGAUGAUGACAAUAAUAUCACGUGUGUAAAAUAGCGAACUAGGUAGAAUGAAGUUAAC
Molecule: messenger RNA, 2033 nt
Organism: Cydia splendana
Lineage: Eukaryota; Metazoa; Arthropoda; Insecta; Lepidoptera; Tortricidae
Product: mitochondrial glutamate carrier 1-like
Exons: 8
Coding region: 144-1103 (319 amino acids)
Biological process (GO): malate-aspartate shuttle; aspartate transmembrane transport; L-glutamate transmembrane transport
Cellular component (GO): mitochondrial inner membrane
Molecular function (GO): ATP:ADP antiporter activity; L-glutamate transmembrane transporter activity; L-aspartate transmembrane transporter activity
Source: RefSeq, a predicted model, not a curated record